UAAAAAAGAACAUUGUUCCUAAACCACCACAUCUUUCUCUAUCAUCUUCCUCCUAAUUUGUUACACCUUACUCUACUAACUGACUUUGUCGUAAGCUUUACUUUACUUUACUUUAAGGUUUAUUUUGACAGUUAUCGGUUGGCGGAGAAAACUGAGGUGGGUGUUGGGGUUGCGACGGCGUCACUCCCAGGGUGCGGCAGGGAGUCGGGGCACCGAAAACUGAAGGGUGAUGUGGUGGUCCGACUACUUUAUGGGCUCAAUUGAAUUUGAUAACCGGAAAAUCUGCCACCGACGUGAUGACCUAGAAAAUUGCAGCGUCCUUCCUCUCUUGAUAAUCUUUGAACAUGUCAAAAUACAUAUGUCGAAACUAUUUGUUUACUGCAUAUAUUGAAUUGUUCUGAUUUUAAAGCAGCUAGUGGAAUUGAAGUGGUAGACUUUGGAUGCUGUCAAUUCCUUAUAAUUUGUGUUAAUUCUAAGUAUGAUUGGUAGUGUGCUGUCUUUCUUCAUUUCCAGCUUAAAUUUCACAAUGAAGGUUGUGAUUUUCAUAUGGCGAUUGUUGGUCCAGUGGUGUUAUGGUGGUAGGGAAGCAGGAAGCGGAGGCAGAGGUGGCACAUUUGGUAUAAAGUUGGAGUGUUCAAUAGGUACAAGUGAAGCCAAGUUUAAGGGGUUGUCUAUGUAUUUGGCCAAUAAAUACAUAUACUACUUUUUGGAGGAGGGAUGAAUGAAUCUGGAAAACAGCGGAUACUUCCUCUGAGCUGCACCAAUUCAACCUUCUCCUCAACUGCUGCUGUUAUCACAGUAUUUGCAAUGAGAAAAGGAGAUAUGUCUUCAGACAUACCUAAUCCCCUUGAAACGCUGCAGCUGAUUGAACAGAAGUACAGUUCUAUUACUUAUAAUCCUGCAACUCUGAAACAGAUUGCAGAGGAAUGUCAUUCAUUCUGUAUGGUUUUAGGCGGAUAUCAUUUUUCAGAGGGAUCUUGUUCCCUUGACACACUGCAGAGGAUUGAAGAGGACUGGGGCUCAUUCCUUGAGUUCUCAGACAAGUAUCUGUCAAAGUUAUCUCAUCUACGUGAAACUCUGAAGCAGACUGAAGAUGAAUGCAGCUCAUUCCAUAUAUUUCUUUCAGAGGAAUCUGAUUCCCUUGAUACUCUGUGGCAAACUAUACCUCGUCUCAAAUGCAAUCUUUGGCGAACUGAAGAGGAAUGCCAUUCUUUACUUAUAUUUUCAGAGAAGUAUCUGUCUUCAAAUGAAUCUAUCCCCAUUGAAACUCUGCAGAGGAUCAAAGAUGAAUGUGAUUCACUCGAAGUAGAUCUGUUUGCAUUUGAUGAAUUUAAGCGCCUUGAAAGGAAAUUCAAGCUCCUUAAAAGGGAUUUCAAGUUGUUGGAUAUCAUUCUCAACUUGCAGAUCGUCAUAGGUGAACCAGAUCUCAUAAGAAAAGUCCAAGCUCUGUUUCAAGGUGCUGCAGAUGAUCUCAUCCAGAUCUACAGAAGAGAAGGGAUCUACCAAUCGUAUCACGCUGUCUCCGGCUUGCAAAAAGAGUUUUGGCAGACUAAGUUGGAAAUCAGAAAAGCUAAAUACUCCUUUUCCGAAGUAUCAUUUCUACUUUUAGAUGACAACGAUGCUACUGUUAUUCCCAAUUUUGUUUUGGAAUUCGUUGAUACUGUGAUAGAGAAUCUCAGUGAUCUACUGAAACUUUAUGAUCCAAGUUCACCCCUUCAUGUUGAGGGACUCAUGGAUCAAGUUGAAAAGGUUUUGAAGGAGUUGAAGUUCCUUUUUAGUUUUGUCAUCUUUGUUACAGAUAGAUGCGUAGCGCCUGAGGUCCAGCAUACUUUCUUCAUUCAUGUUUUAGAAGUGGCCUGGCACACAGCAGUGGUUACCUGGUUGUAUCUUCCAAGCCACGCAGACGGAUGCCCAGCUGAAGAAUAUACUUUGUUUUCUAAUCUCCUCCGAAGCAUGGAACAGAUAUAUCGAGACUCUGCUGCAGAUGAGGGUUAUCCUUUGUUUUCUGAUCUACUGCGAAGCAAAAUUCAGCCUAUUGAGCCAAGCAUCUCCAAGAUCUAUAUCGAUGUCCUGAAAGCUAUAAAGUUACAGCAGUCACAAUGGUAUCCCGUUAUCCAAAUUAAGUAUGUGGUAGAUUGUGAAGUUGGAUUUGUGGAGACUCUCCUACACAAUUUGGAAGAGUUGCCAUUCAUUUUAAGUGGCAUAGAAAUAAAGGAGAUGCUCAACUUCUUGAGAGCACAUCUACUAACACAGGCCCUUGAAUUUCAUUUUCAAGAUAUAGACUCUGUGAUUGUUGAUGCAGGAAUUCUUGUUUACUCAUUAAACAAAAAGGAGAAUGGUGAUCUUGAUUUCCGAGUCCAAAUUCAGAAUCUGCAAGCAAUGAUCUAUCUCAUCACAAGAAAGACAUUUCUCCUUCAGUCCAACUUGUCUGGAAUUGACAGAGUGGGCUCUGCUUAUUUCAUUUUAGACAACAUGGAGAAGUUUCUAAGCCUCUAUACAAAUUCAGUUGUUUCUGUCAAGAGCCAACUUCAUACAAUUCAGAAAGAAGUCAAGUACUUUCANAUCUCAAAAUUAACAUGGUUGUGGAUAGCCGAGGGUUUGAUUAACACGGACAUGGAGAAGCUUUCUGAGGAUAUAGCAAAAUUUUACUUGGAGAAUCUUGUUGGGAGAAAUCUAGUGAUGGUUGCUAAAAAGAGCUCUGAUGGAAGCAUCAAAACAUGUCGCAUUCAUGACCUGGUGCUUGAAUUUUGCAUGAAGAAAGCGAAGUUGGAGAACUUUUUAGAAACGAUAAGGGACAGAGGUUCACAUCCUUCUCAAUUUUUUCUUCCAAUGUGCAAUACUUCACGCCGCUUAUACCUUUAUUCUCAAAGUGAAAAUCUUCCAAAAUGGUGUUUGUUUUUCUCCCAUGUGAAAUCUUUUCAGUUCAGAGAGGCUAGAAAUAUUGCAUUCUCUUCGAUAGACUGUGUUUCAAACACUUUUAAAAGGUUCAAGUUUCUAAGGGUGUUAGAUUUUGAAUUCACCAUGAUUGAUUCUAUCCCACAAGAAUUAACCCUUUUGAAGUAUCUUGCUUUUCGGACUGCAGAAGAUGCAUUAUCACUCCCUGACAAUCUUCGUAACCUUGAAACAUUGAUAGUUCAAGGACUUAGAGGACGGAUAUCAUUAUCAGAUACCAUUUGGAAGAUGGUUAAGUUGCGGCAUCUUCAUAUCUAUGAUCGAGCAUUCUUCACUUUGAAUAGUGGACAAGAAUUCUCAAAUAGCCCCUCGACAAUGGUUAAUUUGCAAACUGUUUCCUCAGCAUGUUUUCCUUGUGUGGACAAUGCCGAUAAGAUCUUGGAGAAGACGCCAAAUCUUCGGAAACUGAGAUGUGAAGUUUCCAAAUUUGAUGGCUCGUUUACUGCAUUUAGCAAUCUUACAAAGCUUGAAACGCUCAAGAUCUCUUCCGGUACUAAAUUGACCUUGAUCGAUCAUUUGAAGUUCCCAUCAAGCUUGAAGAAGUUGAUACUGUCCAAUUUUCACAUACAUCUCACUGAAGUUGCAACUCUUCCAAAACUUGAGGUACUCAAGCUAUUAGGAGUUACCAUUAGCUCCAAUGUAUGGGAAGUGAAUGAUGAAAAAUUCCCUCAACUCAAAUUCUUGAAACUAGAAAAUCCUUCUUUUUCAGAAUGGAAUGCUUCAGAUGAUGCCUUUCCAUGCCUUGAACACUUGGUAUUGAAAAAAUGUCGAUAUCUUAAGGAGAUCCCUUCUCGUUUUGGGGAUGCCUCCUCCCUGAAAUCAGUUGAGAUAAUAUCGUGCAAUGAAGAACUUGUCAAGUCAGCCGAGGCCGUCAGGGAAGAAUUAGAGGGAAUGUCGGGAACUUCUGGUUUCGAGCUCUUCAUCUCCAAGCAGCAAAAAAACAGAUUUGAAGGAGUUUUAUAAGCUGGUCAUGCAAUUGGUGAAACCGAGAAGCUUACAUAAGAUGUAUUAAAACCAAUCCGCGUCCUCUGGAAUAAGGGUUCAAACAGGACUGGAUAACAGGAAACAAUGCAAAUAUAUCUCCGCUGCAAACAUGUCAUGUGAUUGAGGCAUCGCGAAUCUAUCUGCACGGUUUUCUUGUUAUAUUUGCUGGGAAGCUCAUACACAAACUUUUAAUCUUCCUACUGGAUCAUCUUCCAAAACAUCACCAGCACUUCCUGAAAUUCUUUCAGUGUAUUCAGGUCGGGCUUCAAUUCUCAAAAUGAAAGCAAGAUAAAUAAACCCAAGAAAGGUCCUGUUCCAAUUUCUCAUCUUCUACUAUAUGGAACGAAAUUACCUUCACUAGGUAGGGGUAAGUUCUGAGUAUGCACUACCCCAGACCCCCAGUAUGAGAAUAUACCGGGUAUGUUGUUACUAUAUGGAACAAAAUUAUAGCCUAUAGCAGAAGCAAUCUGAAAAAAGAUUGAGACGAAAAGAAGAAAAGAUUAGUAACUUUGAAAGAAUGUUGAGGAGUCGAUAUAUAUUUGGAAUGUGAAUAGAUGCAUGACUUGUUAGAUUAA
Molecule: messenger RNA, 4511 nt
Organism: Nicotiana tabacum (common tobacco)
Lineage: Eukaryota; Viridiplantae; Streptophyta; Magnoliopsida; Solanales; Solanaceae
Product: putative late blight resistance protein homolog R1A-3
Biological process (GO): defense response to other organism
Molecular function (GO): ADP binding
Source: RefSeq, a predicted model, not a curated record